AGAGAGCCAGGUUUUAAUAGGCACCUUCAGAUUUUCAGUCCGUACCAACUUUUGGGACCUUUUACAGCAAAACUCAAGACUCAUCUAUGAUCAAACCGUUCGAAACAUAAUAAACGUUUCAUAUGCUAAUGAUAAAAGAACACUUGGAUCUAUUCAGCGAGGAUUAGCUAGGAUUUGAUCGAAAUCUUGACGGACUCAAUGGAUCGGGGUCUUUUUUUCCAAGAUGGCCAACAAAAUUUCUUUUUUUGUAAUUUGCACAAUACUUUGUGGGAUAUCUGCUGUUCUGGGCCAGCUUACCCACAGAAAAUUUGAAUACAAGUUGAGCUUUAAGGGUCCUCACUUAGUGCAAAAGGACGGGACGAUCCCUUUCUGGGAACAUGGUGGACAUGCUAUUGCCAGUGACGAGUCCAUUCGUAUUACACCCUCUCUGAGGAGCAAGAAAGGUUAUGUAUGGGGUAAAAACAAACUUACCUCUGAGAGCUGGGAGGUUGAGAUGACCUUUAGGGUCACUGGGCGUGGUAGGCUAGGAGCUGAUGGCCUGGCUUUCUGGUACACUUCCCAAAAAGGUGAAGAAGGUCCUGUUUUCGGUAGCAGUGACAUGUGGAAUGGUCUUGCCGUCUUCUUUGAUUCAUUUGACAAUGAUGCCCAGCACAAUAACCCUUACAUCAUGGCAAUGACCAAUGAUGGCACUAAACAGUAUGACCAUCAAACUGAUGGGUCAGCACAACAGCUUGGUGGUUGCCUCAGGGACUUCAGGAACAAACCAUUCCCAGUCAGAGCUAAGAUAGAAUACCACAAGAAAGCACUAACACUGUUUUUCCACAAUGGAAUGACCAAUAACAGGGAAGACUAUGAGUUGUGUCUUAGAGCUGAGAAUGUCUACCUGCCAGCUGAGGGCUAUCUUGGGGUAUCAGCUGCCACAGGAGGACUUGCAGAUGAUCAUGAUGUGCUGUCAAUACUUACCCACACUUUAAAUGAACCUAGCGCUCCUGGGGCACCUGGCAGUGUUCCAGAAGAGGAGAGACGAAAGUUUGAACAAGAAUUCAAUGAAUAUCGGGAUAAACUAGAAAGGGCCAAGGAUGACUAUCGCAAGGAGCACCCUGAUGCCAAAACUGAUGACACAGAAGACGAGGAUAAAUGGUAUGAGAGCCAGCAACAGAGAGAAUUGAAACAGAUCUUUGAUGGUCAGAACAUGAUACAUACAGUAAUCAGAGACCUUAAUCGUAAAAUUGAUGAAGUAAUUGGUCGCCAGGAAAGAACUAUAUCUCAGAUCUCAAUGAUAAACUCUGGCAACACAGGCCAGGUCGUGCAACAGCCGCCUGCUGGAGGCAAUCAGGGAGGCCAAGCUUAUGUAGAUACUAUAAAACGCCAUGAAGUUGAGACAGUUAUACAAAAUGGGCGAGAUAUCCUAAACACAGCUAGAGAUCUCAAAGCUAUGGUAAAUAGCGUUUCACAAAAAGUAGGCCAAGGGGGUGCAGCACCCCCCUCUGGUUAUGAAAACCAAGCAUCUCAACAUGAAGUCAGAGACAGUUUAGUUAAUCUACAAAAUGAUAUUAAGCAUUUAAUAAAUAAACCGGCAGCAGUGCCAGUGUGUCCUGUGAUAGAGACUCCAAAGUGUGUCAGCUCUACCCUACUUCUAGUCUUUUUAGCAGUCCAGACUGUCAUAUUCAUAGGAUACAUGGCCUAUAAGAGCAGUAAAGAAGCUGCAGCCAAGAAAUUUUAUUAGGGUAAUAAUGAAAAAUAUCAGGAGGGGAUAUUCAGAAUAUCACACAUCAGGUGGCCAAUAAGACCUGCAAAGACAGUGUCACUGCAGUAUUACACAAGAAGAAACCGUUGGAUCUUAUAGGAUAACAUAUUAUAGUCAAAAUAUAAUGAUUUUAUAUUCUUUUAAUUCACAUAAAGACUACAAAGUCAUUAAAGUCUUCACAAUUGUUCAUAUUAUGUUUUAAAUAUAACAUGAACAAAAGAUGAACAUGUAUCCUUUGUUAACUGAAGAGAGGAUUUUAGACGCAAGUAGGCAAACUGUUCUGAAUUUCGAGAUACAUCCCUAAUAAAAUUUCUGAGAUAAUAUUUAACACAAAGUCGAUCUCAUGAUUGAGAACUACCUUUUUAUAAACACUGUUCAAUUCCAUAUCAUUCAUGGGAACAGAGAGUAUGUUAAUUCAGUCUUUCUGCAACUUUUCACAAAUUUUCAUC
Owenia fusiformis is the source of this 2196-nucleotide messenger RNA. Lineage: Eukaryota; Metazoa; Annelida; Polychaeta; Sabellida; Oweniidae. The record is from the annotation of a GenBank genome assembly.